Messenger RNA from Racocetra fulgida, 211 nucleotides. The record is from the annotation of a GenBank genome assembly. NCBI's taxonomy places the organism in Eukaryota, Fungi, Glomeromycota, Glomeromycetes, Diversisporales, Gigasporaceae.
AUUUCAGCCCACUGAAGUAGAGGCGAAUAAUCUUGGCUCCGACGCAGAUGACGUUAUUGAUGAAGAUAAUCGAAAAAUAGGGAUAAGGAAAAAAAUUAAUAAUAAACCUUCUAAAGUUGCAUAUUGUUAUGACGAAGCAGAAAUCGCUUACCUUAGGGAAGAAAUUGUCAAGCUUAACCCCAUGGAUGUAUCACAGAUGCCCCGCCGCUGA